Molecule: messenger RNA, 3927 nt
Organism: Ictalurus punctatus (channel catfish)
Lineage: Eukaryota; Metazoa; Chordata; Actinopteri; Siluriformes; Ictaluridae
Gene: amotl1
Product: angiomotin like 1
Exons: 12
Coding region: 174-2912 (912 amino acids)
Biological process (GO): hippo signaling; establishment of cell polarity involved in ameboidal cell migration; angiogenesis
Cellular component (GO): bicellular tight junction; cytoplasmic vesicle; plasma membrane
Source: RefSeq, a predicted model, not a curated record
ACACACACACACACACACACACACACACACACACACACACUAACAUGGAUUUGGGAACUGUGCUCUUCUGAUUUCCUGUACCAAACCUUAUAGACUUUACAAACGUAAGAUCGGUGAUCAUUUCUAUCAUCAUCAUCAUCAUCAUCAUCAUCACCACCACUGCAGAUGAGAACAUGGAGCCUGGUGAUCACUGGAUCCCUGAUGAUGUCGCUCAAUGGCUUAAUCACAUUGGAAUCCACCAGCACCAGCCGUCUCUCAACAUGCUGUAUGGUGAGGUUGCUCAGGUGUUCUCAGGCUCCAUCAUGCACAGCAGCUCCGAUGAUGCGGUCGUGGUUUCCGGGCCCGUUCUGCAACGCCUGAUGCAGGAAAACCUGCGCUACGGAAAUGGAGUCGGUCCAGAGAACCAGGCCAUGGCGUCACCUAGCAACCCUGUCUCCGCGGAGACGCUGCUCCCAGAGACGCAGCCCCGACAGGAGCCUCAGGGUCAGGAGCACCAGGUGGACAGCAGCUCCAUGGAAAAGAGCGCUAAAGGAGCGAAAAACACAGCAGCGAGCGUCCAGGUGACUCUCGCCAUCCCCGGGCUCGGAGCGUUAGAGCUCCCCUCGUAUGAGGAGGCUAAAUCCCAGUCUCAGCUUUACAGAGGUCAGCAGGGGCAGAACGAAGAGCAGAACGUGGCCCGAACGCACACGCACGUUCAUUACACGCUUACAAAUCCCGUUCAGGCGUAUACAAGUGUACAGAACACUAACCAGGCUAUCGGCUAUCCCAAUCCGGGCCAGAACCAACAAACCCAGAUCGGUUUACAGCCAAACCAACACAUCCCCACCAGCACCAGCUCAUGUCCUCCAUCUCUCUCCUCCGCUCCCUCGCUUUCCUCCUUCGCUCGCGCCGAAGGUCGUCCGUGGGUCCAGCGAGGGUUCACGGGAGUGGACGAAGGCUUAGCCGGGCUCGAACAGGGCCACGUCCGCUCCCUCAGCGAGCGCAUCAUGCAGCUCAGUUUGGAGCGAAACGGAGCCAAGCAGCCCAGAGAGACGUCUCCUAACGGCGAGGAACAAACGUCUAGCGCAACCGCCGCCCCUCCACCAGCUAAAGGUUCCAUAGAGCCUCGAGGGCCUCCUCCCGAAUAUCCGUACAAAGCCAAAGCUCAGCCAGCGUACCCGUCCAGUACGAGCCCCGGUCCACUAUCACUAGAACAAACCCCGCUCUCCAUCGAAGCUCCUCUGGGACAGAUCUCCAGUGUAAUGCCACCUGUCGUACCACAGACCGGGUCGGGCACACGUUUGCCCCCGCAGGGACAGAUCGUACCCGCUGAGGCGUUUUCCAUGAUGAGCCACGCCCAGCACAUGAUGACUUUCCUCAGCGAUGAAAACCAGAGACUGAGACUGGAGCUGCUGAUCCAGACCGAGAAAACCGGCAAACUGCAGCGGUUGGAGGCCGAAGUCCAACGUCUCUCAGACACAUAUGAGAAUCUGGUAAGAACCUCAUCCAAGCGCGAGACUCUGGACAAAACCAUGAGGAUGAAGCUGGAGGGUGAAAUCAGACGCCUGCACGACUUCAAUCGAGAUCUGAGAGAUCGUUUGGAAACAGCCAAUCGCAAGCUGGCAAACCAGGACGCAGAAGGGCAGGAGGACGGCCAUGUUUACCUCUCAGAGAGAAGACAGAGUCUAAAGGAGAUGGAGAGGCUGGAGACGGAGGCGGAGUCUCUUCGUUCAGCCAAUGAGGAUCAGCGACGUCACAUCGAGAUUUUAGAACAGGCUCUGAACAACGCUCAGGGAAAAGUGGUCAGGAUGGAGGAGGAGCUGGGGAGGAAGUGUGUGUAUGUGGAGCGUGUGGAGCGUCUGCAGCAGGCUCUGGCUCAGCUUCAGGCUGCGUGUGAGAAACGAGAGCAGCUGGAGAAACGCCUGAGGACACGACUAGAGAGAGAGCUGGAGACACUGAGAUCGCAACAGCGUGCUGGUGUAGGUGUGUGUGAGUCCAGCGCCCCGGCUCUGCUGGACCUGCUGAGAGAGCGAGAGGAGAGGAUUCUGGGAUUGGAGGCAGACAGGAUGCGCUGGGAACAGAAAUAUUUAGAGGAGAGCGCAAUGAGGCAGUUCGCCAUGGAGGCAGCGGCUACGGCAGCCGCACAGAGGGACACGACCAUUAUGCAGCAUUCUCGCAGUGGCAGCUACAGUGACAGUUGUCUGUGGCCUCAUGAUGGAGACGAUAAAACAUACAACCGUCGCUGUCAGGACAUAGAGACCAGGAUGAAGGAUCUCCACGCUCAGCUGUUGGAGAAAAUCGCAAUGAUUAAAGUGUUGCAGCACCGUUCCCGCCGAGACUCCGCCCCUCUGCGUCCCGCCCGUUCCGUCCCCUCCAUCGCCAUAGCGACGGGCGUGCACUCCCGCCAGGCCUCACAGGCUGAAAGUGCGCUGCUGGGAAAAGAGAACGCCGAACGCCUUCCUCAGUCACCGCCCUCCUUCUCGGCCUCACUAUCGUCCCUCGUUCCGUCUCUCUCCUCCUCCCUCCCUCCCUCCUUCACUCCUCUGUCCGUCUCCGCCCUCCCUCUCCCGUCCAUAAUGUCCUCCUCCUCCUCGUCUUCCUCGUUCCUCUUGUCCUCCUCAGCCACUCUUCCCCUCCCCUCCACACUCUCUCACUCCCUUCCUCCACUGCCCCCCACCGUCUCCUCCUCUCUUCCUUCCACUCCUCUUCUAUCACUCCAUUCUAAAUCAGCCAGCAGAGACAGCAGCACACAAACCAGGAGGAGUCCAGAGAGUGAGAGAGUCCAGAGAGCCACGCUCCCUACAGGCCGAGGGAGAACAGCCAGGAUGGACUACCCAAUCGCUCAGGUGAAGUGUCCCGAGAGCCGAGUCGUCCACACGACGGGGCAGAAGAUCAGACCUGCCGACUCGGACCUGGUGGAGAUUCUGAUCUAACACACAUCUACGGACAGAACGCAGUCUCACCACUGAAGGAGAGACAGACAGGCAGAGCGACUGACAGAAAGAGAGACAGACAGGCAGAGACAGGCGUCUCUCGGUUUAGCCCCGUGCACGCUGUGUGUAUAAAGCUCCUCGUUUAUCACUUUCGGUAAAAGUUGUGUGUAAAUAUUUGCACAAGAGACGGAACUGAAAAUUUCCCAUCAGGUUUAUAAACGUUUCAGAAACGCUGCUUUCCUCCGUAGUCGUGUGCGUAUGUCGAUCAUCGGUAAAGUGUCAAGCGCGUUCCGCACGCAGCUCAUUUGCAUAUAGUGACGCCCACAAAACUCCAUAAAAGGUAAAGUGCACAGAGAGCUGGGAGCAGGAAGUGAGCGAUCAGGGUAAAGACUGAAGAACAGAAGUAAGAGGUUACUUUGACUCACUAUUACAGCUAAAUCUCCAUAAUCUCUCGUCACACACACUCAGGAGCUCCAUUAGGAUGCGAAGGUUUUUUCAGAAUAAUAAUAGUAUAACAUCCAGCCCAGUGAGUGGAUUCAGCACUGAGUUUCUGGACCGAAGGGUCUUUGGGUAAGGGUCUGCGAGCGUGUGGCGCGGCCGUGUCUGGGUCACGCUGACAGACUGAACGGAAGGGUUGCUAAUGACAGGGAAGAGAAGGGAAGUUGAGACGGAGAACAGGUUGAAGAGGUGAGCGAGUUUAACGCAGGAUAUGAAAGCGUGUGAACCUGAAGAGGGUAAAAGUUCAAGUGUGUGAGUCGCGGAGCUUCUCUCUGGUUCAUGAUGCGUCUGUUUCACACACUCCAGCUGUUCUGGAGCUCUUCUACACGUUUACCUGAAAAAGACUGUUGUGUUAUUUUAUUGAGAUGAAGUUCUGGUCCUGUUCUGUAAGACAUGAUGAAAGGUUUGAGGUGAUUAUCAUGAUAUGGAAAUGUAAUGUCUCAUGCUGAAGCUCUGAGAUGGUUCUGUGGUUCCUCCUCUGUUCUCCGGCUAACAAUAAAACAGUGCCUUAAUGCAA